Messenger RNA from Megalops cyprinoides (Indo-Pacific tarpon), 582 nucleotides. It is a transcript of the gene gins2, whose product is annotated as GINS complex subunit 2. The coding region runs from base 1 to 555 and encodes 184 amino acids. The transcript is spliced from 5 exons. Lineage: Eukaryota; Metazoa; Chordata; Actinopteri; Elopiformes; Megalopidae. Gene Ontology annotation, biological process: double-strand break repair via break-induced replication; DNA replication. Gene Ontology annotation, cellular component: GINS complex; nucleus. The record is from RefSeq and is a predicted model, not a curated record.
AUGGAUCCAUCAGAAGUCGAGUUCCUUGCCGAAAAGGAGAUGGUGACGAUAAUACCAAACUUCAGUCUUGACAAAAUUUAUUUGAUUGGGGGAGACUUGGGUCCUUUCAAUCCUGGCCUGCCUGUUGAUGUACCGGUUUGGCUGGCUCUCAAUCUGAAGCAGAGACAGAAGUGCAGAAUCGUACCUCCAGACUGGAUGGAUGUUGGAAAACUGGAGGAAAUCAAAGAGCUAGAAAGUAAGGAGGAGACAUUUGCUCCGAUACCAAGUCCUUACUACAUGGAGCUCACCAAGAUGCUGCUCAACCAUGCAUCUGACAACAUCCCCAAAGCCGAUGAGAUCAGAACCCUGGUGAAAGAUAUCUGGGAUACUCGUGUGGCCAAACUGCGCCUGUCUGCAGACAGCUUCAUCAGCCAACUCGAGGCACAUGCCAAGCUGGACAACCUAACCCUAAUGGAGAUCAACACCACCCGAACGUUCCUGUUGGACUCUCUGAACUGCAUGUACAAACUUAGGACCAAUUUGCAGCCAGGUUCUGACAAGUACAAUGACUACUGAUUACUGUUCCUGAACUUCCAGCGUCAA